AUGGUAGUCCCAGUUUGGUUGUCACAUCGAUCAGCACCUGACGAGAGGAUGGUCUAUGCUCUUCUCGAUACCGAAUCAGAUACAUCGUUCAUCCUUGAGUCCACCAAGACUGCGAUGGGACUGAAAGGUGUCAAGGUAAACCUCUUCCACUCUACAAUGACCAGCAAAGACGAGAGAAUCCCCAGUGAGAGAAUCGAAGGACUUGCUGUUCGUGCUCACAACAGCGAUAAGAAGAUCCCCCUCCCUGCGACCUACUCAAGAAACAUCAUGCCUGCGAACAGAAGUCACAUCCCUAAUCCUGAUAUGGCAAGCUCACAUGCACACCUCUCGCGACUACAGGAGCACCUGCUCCCAGUACAGCCAUGUGAGAUCGGUCUUCUUAUUGGAUAUGACUGCACGAAAGCCUUGGCCCCACGGCAAGUUAUCCCACCAGUUGAUGACGGGCCUUAUGGUCUGAAAACAGACUUGGGAUGGAGCAUUGUUGGUGUGAUGAAGCCUGAUGAGUACGAGAGCUGUGUAGACGACAAGAUCGGCUUCAGUCAUCGUUUGACAGCCUACGAACUUCCAGCAGACCUGACCCACAACUGCGAAACUACAAAGAGUCAAGUGGUGUUCACCCAAGGUAUAACAGCAAAGGAAGAAAUAAGCCCCCUUCAAGUUACACGCUUGCUGGAAGCUGACUCUUGUGAAGCAAGGGAUGACAACUCAUCAUUUUCACAGAAUGAUGUCCGGUUUCUGAGCAUUAUGAAGGAGACCAUCCACCUCACAGAAGAUGGCCACUAUGAGACAGCAUUGCCUUUCAAGAACUGUGAACCCAACCUACCAAACAACAAGUUCAUGGCGAGCAAGAGACUUGGACACCUUAGAAGCAAAUUUGAACGAGAUAGAGAGUACCAGCAGAAGUAUUCCAAGCUCAUGGACGCACUCAUUGCUGACGGGUAUGCUGAGCCAGUGCCCUACAUCGUUCACCGUGAUAGUCCCGCUUGGUACAUCCCACAUCAUGGAGUCCAGCAACCUAACAAGCUGAGAGUUGUUUUUGACUGCAGUGCGCAGUACAAGGACGAAUCGCUCAACUCUCCCCUGCUUACAGGACCAGAUCUGACAAAUAAACUGGUAGGAGUGCUCUGCAUAUUCAGACAAGAAAAGAUCUCAUUCAUGUGUGAUGUUCAGGAGAUGUUUCACCAGUUCAGGGUCAUUAACAACCAUAGAGAUUACUUGAGGUUCCUUUGGUGGCCGAGGGGAAACUAUCAUCAACCGCCAGGUGAAUUCCGCAUGAAGGUACAUCUGUUUGGGGCAGGGUCUUCCCCCGGAUGUUCCAACUUCGCACUCAAGCAACUAGCCAGAGAUCAUGUGUCAGAGUUCGGCAGAGAAGUGACAGAUUUUAUACUUCAUGACUUCUAUGUUGAUGAUGGGCUAAGGUCUGUCAAGUCCGAGAAGGAAGCCAUUAACAUGAUAUCCGGAACCAGACAACUCUGUAAGAAGGGAGGUCUCCAUCUACACAAAUUUGUCUCAAAUUCGAGGGAGGUGCUCAACUCAGUACCUGCUGAGGAUCGAGCAAAGGGCAUCAGAGAGGUCAAUCUCCUUCAUGACGAUCUUCCAAUAGAGAGAGCACUGGGAGUGCAAUGGUGCAUCGAGUCAGACUCAUUCAACUUCAGGAUCACGCUUCAAGACAAACCCCUUACCAGAAGAGGCAUACUAUCCACCGUCAUGUCAGUCUACGACCCGCUGGGCUUACUAGCACCUGUCGUGCUGGUUGGCAAAGAAAUCCUGCAGGAACUGUGUAGAGAGUCUGCCGGGUGGGAUGACCCACUUACAGAGGCGCUGAGGGCGAGAUGGGAACGGUGGAGAAAUUACAUGGGAAAUUUGCAGUCACUGUCUAUAAAGAGAUGCUACAAACCUGCUGACUUUGGUGAGGUACAGACGGCCCAGCUGCAUCACUUCUCGGAUGCCAGCACCUGUGGUUACGGCCAGUGUUCCUACUUGAGACUUACCAAUUCCGAGGAAAGAGUACACUGCACGUUAGUGAUGGGGAAGUCUAGAGUUGCACCACUGAAGCCUGUGACAAUACCUCGCCUCGAAUUGACUGCCGCCGUAGUCUCCGUCAGAGUCAGCUCAUUCCUGAGGAAGGAACUUAAUCUCAACUACGAGGAGUUCUUUUGGACAGAUAGUAGUGUGGUUUUGGGAUACAUUGGCAACGAUUCAAAGCGUUUCCACGUUUUCGUCGCCAACAGAAUCAGGCUGAUCAGGGAUGUAUCCUCUCCUUCACAAUGGCGUCAUGUUGACACCAAGGAUAAUCCGGCUGAUGCAGCAUCCCGGGGCUUGACAGUACGCCAACUCAUUGAGACACCGCUGUGGCUUGCCGGACCAGAAAUGCUGUGGAGGGAGAAAAUUCCAAGGUACGAUGAUCAGUCGAGCUUCAAGGUGAGACUAGACGACCCAGAGGUGAAGAAGAGUCAAGCUCUUGCGACCAGUACCAACCAACCUGUCUUCGAGUUUGACCGCUUGAACCGCUUCUCCAACUGGUACCAUGCAAAAAGAGCAGUCGCAAAUUGUCUGCGCUUCGUCUCUCGCCUGAAGAGACGUUGUGUGGUGAAGCAUCGUCCACCAGUUGUAAAUGCAGCCCCAGUACCACCUGUUGAAAAAAACAGUCACGGCUGA
Messenger RNA from Patiria miniata (bat star), 2658 nucleotides. RefSeq lists its product as uncharacterized. The coding region runs from base 1 to 2658 and encodes 885 amino acids. The record is from RefSeq and is a predicted model, not a curated record. NCBI's taxonomy places the organism in Eukaryota, Metazoa, Echinodermata, Asteroidea, Valvatida, Asterinidae. The transcript has a single exon.